Molecule: messenger RNA, 633 nt
Organism: Nymphalis io (European peacock)
Lineage: Eukaryota; Metazoa; Arthropoda; Insecta; Lepidoptera; Nymphalidae
Gene: Pomp
Product: proteasome maturation protein
Exons: 4
Coding region: 138-563 (141 amino acids)
Biological process (GO): proteasome assembly
Cellular component (GO): nucleus; cytoplasm
Source: RefSeq, a predicted model, not a curated record
CAUGAUUUGACAAAUAUUGACACUUACAAUUUGACAGUAUUGCCUUGCAUUAUUCAAGAAAUUAUCAAACUCAAUUUUUAAAUACAUCGUCAAAAGAACUAAUUAAUUUCAUCAAAUAAAAAGCAUAAUUAUUAAAUAUGAGUUUUGGACUACCAUCUCUUAAAGUUAAACCAGAUAAUGCUGGUAGUAUCAACAUCCAAGAAGGUCCCUUCGGGGUACCUGACCCCAUGGUUUCCGGACUCAGAUCUACAAAAAAUAAGUUAGGCAUGUCACAUCCCUUGCAAGCAUCAGAAAAGAAUUACCAUUUAAAUGAAGAAAAAAUGAAUAUGGCUAUGCUUCGCAAUAUCCAAGGUCUUCAUGCUCCUAUGAAGCUUUCAAUGGAGAGAAAGUUUGCUAGUAAGGUUGGCCAUCUUCCCUUCUUGCCCAGUUCAAACCUACAGCACGAUGUGUUUACAGGCAGAUACUUAGACAUUGGUUUUGAAGACAUUCUCAACACCUCAGAAUUUUGUGAAGUCAGUGGACAACCUCAUGCUAUGAUUGAAAGAUCUUUAGGCAUACUUUAAAAAAGGCUUAUGGACGAUAUCAUUAACAUCUUAUACACUUAAGUUUUUAAAUAAAUACCAGUAAAACGAA